AUCAGAAUCAGACUCCUUUUCUGUCUGUGUGAUGUGUGUCUGAUUGUGCUGUAAUCCGUAAUUUUAGAAUUUAUCUUAAUAUUUCAAUUGUUUAUCUCUUCUGUUUCUGGUUGUAAUCAAUGAUAAUGUUUCUUAUCUGUACUUUUCAUUCAAUAAACUAAUUCUAAGCAGUAUUUUUCAUUGAAAAGAGGAAGACCGAUGGGCCUACUUGCAGUUCGACGUUGUUCCAUUUGCUGUCAAUAAUUCCAUCAAUUAGGAACUACAAAAAUGGCUGAUCGAAAAGCUGAACUCGAAAAGAAGAAAGCUAAGCUCCAAGCUAUAAGAGAGGAAAAAGAACGUCGAAGAAGAGAAAAAGAGCAGAAAGAUGCCGAAGAAGCAGCCCAGAGGACUGCCCCGGCAGACAAGGACACGAGAAAGGAGCUUGAUGAAAUGCUUUCAUCUCUUGGCGUAGCGCCUGUUGCUGAUGUUUUGUCAAGUUUGUCGAGUGUGACAUCCGCGGGAACACCAGAACAGAGCUCAACAGCCACUCCGGACACCAGUCUUCAGCCAAAUGCCUCCCCUGUAUUUGUUACCAGCCAAAGGAAAAAAGCUCCCCAGCUGAGUGUGGUCAGUGUACAGACAACGAGUAUACCACCCAAAGAAACUGUCGUCUACACGAAACAAACUCAAACUGCGCAUGCUCCACAUGAGCGAGAUGGAUCUGAUUCUUCUUCCCCACUGAAAGGAUACUACGAGGAUUGGUGGCGUCCGAGGAAAGCCCAAACUUUCGGCUAUUACGACGAGUACAAUCUAAAUCCGGGUUUAGAAUGGGAGGACGAGUUCACAGUGGACGAUGAGGAGAGCUCGCUGCCCUACCAGAACAAGCUGCCACCGGGAAUCCUGCCUUCCGGCCUGCCGCAGGUCAAGGAGAUCGAGCCGGCCCAGACCCAGGUGGAGCAGGAGGCGCCCAAGAAAGAGCCCAAGACAUUGCAAGAGCUGAGCGAAGACGAGAAGAUGAUGAUAGUGCUAUCGGAGGACUUCCAGAAGUUCAUCGACCGGUCUGGCCGCCUCAUGGAGCGCGCUCUGUCGGAGACGGCCGACAUCUACACCGAUUACACCGGUGCGGCCGACAACGAAGAUGGUGGAGAUGAGAAGAGUGGCAACCGGCUGUCCUUUAACCGCGUCUUCUUCGACGAAAGGUGGUCGAAGAACCGGUUCGUGACGUCACUGGAUUGGUCCCCACAGUACCCCGAACUGUUGGUUGCCAGCUAUCACAGCAACACCGAAUCGCCGCAUGACCCGGACGGUGUCUGCCUCGUGUGGAACACCAAGUUCAAGAAGACCACGCCCGAGUACAUCUUCCAUUGUCAGUCAGCUGUUAUGUCUGCCACCUUUGCUAGGUUUCACCCUAAUCUCAUCUUGGGAGGCACCUAUUCAGGGCAGAUUGUUCUCUGGGAUAACCGAGUGCAGAAAAGAACGCCAAUUCAGAGGACACCCCUAUCAGCUGCAGCUCAUACGCAUCCGGUGUAUUGCUUGAGCGUGGUGGGCACCCAGAACGCACACAAUCUGAUCAGCGUGUCGACCGACGGCCGCCUGUGCUCGUGGUCGCUGGAGAUGCUGUCGCAGCCUCAGGACACCCUGGAGCUGCAGCACCGGCAGAACAAGGCCAUCGCCGUCACCUGCCACGCCUUCCCCAACAACGAUGUCAACAACUUUGUGCUCGGAAGCGAGGAGGGCGCUGUCUAUUCUGCUUGCCGUCACGGAAGUAAGGCUGGUGUGACUGAAACGUACGAGGGUCACCAAGCGCCUGUCACUGGAAUUAACACACACAAAGUGUCGGGGCCCAUGGACUUCUCCCAUCUCUUCCUCACGUCAUCGUUCGACUGGACCAUCAAACUAUGGAAUCAAAAGGAAAACAAGCCGCUAUACUCGUUCGAGGACAACGGCGACUACGUAGCCGACGUGGCGUGGUCACCCAUCCACCCGGCGCUGUUUGCCGGCGUGGACGCGUCGGGACGCCUGGACCUGUGGAACCUGAACGCGGACACGGAGGUACCGACCGCCAGUGUUAUGGUGGAUGGCCAGCCCGCCCUCAACCGGGUCUCGUGGACCCCCAGCGGCACGCAUCUCACCACUGGCGACGAUAACGGCAAGAUUUGGGUCUACGAUGUCGGCGAGCAACUGGCUCUACCAAGACACGAUGAUUGGCAGAAGAUGAUGUGCACACUUCAAGAACUGAAAAACAAUCAAGCUGAUGAUGAAAUAGAUAAGCUCAACCUUGGUUCGGGACCAAGUAGUGUUAGCUCUAUCGUUUCUAGAUGAAACACUGAUGAGACUUUUUCAAUUGCCUAAAAUUAUAGAUAGCUUAUAUAUAACUUUUACUUAUAAUUUCAGAUUAAAAGCUAAUUAAACACUAUAGGGGAAAAUAUUGAGCGUUGUAUUCAGAAAAUUAUUGCUUAAACGUUAAAAAGCAUCAAUAAUUUUAUCUCUUGCUAUUUUGUUGGAUAAGUUGGAUAAAGAAUCCUUAAAAAGUAAGAACUCUGCAUCUCCUUGGUAUUAAUCCAGGAAAUUGUUCAAAUAUUAAUAUCAAUUCAGAAACUUAUCGGUAUGAACCUCUCAAGACGUUUAUAUCACAUCGUUCUAGCUUUAAUUCUGUGAAUUAUAUUGUUGAAUGUAAUCAUAAGAUUAACUGUUUUAUCGCUUGUUUUACUCAAGUUUUGUCUUCGCAUUGCUUAUUCAUAAUUUUGUCUCAUAGAUCUUAGAUUCAUAUAAUGAUUAAAUCAAUUGGCUAGAGCCUGAUUCAUUGUACCGUAUGUUGAUUGGAAAAAUAUAAUUAUUUAUAAUUAUUAUUGCACGAAAAUCCCAAUUUUUUUUAUUUUCGUUUAAUAAUAAUUAUUUAUCAAUUAGCAUUUGAAUAAAUGCAUCUUCCAAUUCAUUUCCAUCUAUAAUUAUUUAUGUUUCAAUCUUUGUAAUUGUAUUUGUAUUUAAAAAGCGAAUCAGUCAACUACAUAUUUAAAAUAUGAAUAGAAAUUUCUACUGAAACACUUCUAUAAAAAAUAUUUAAACAAUUUUACGGGCAUGUUUUUGAAUUGUUUCUUAUCCAAUUUAAGUAAAAUUUGUCAGAAUUUUAUAACUCGUUACUGUAACAAAUUUAUUCUUGAAGGAAUGUAGGAAAUUGUGGUUUAUAAUAGUGUACUAUGAUUUGUAAAAAAAUGUUAAACUAAUAUUUUAUAAAAAAUAUUUAUUCGAUCAAGUAACUAGGAAAUAAAAUAUUAUUAUUUAAUGAACUGUGUUUCUUUACUUGACAUAGGUUUCACUCCUUUCGCAUUUCGCUUGUGCUGACUUGACAAAAUUUCAUCCUCCAUAGAAUUUGUCAUCAUCGAUCUCUAAGGAUUCGUAAUUGUAACUGAAGGAUCACUUGGGUAAAACUAUGAUUUAGAUGACUACUAAUAAUUAUGUUACAAGUAAAAACAACCAGGAACUGCGAAUAAAACUAGUGAGAAAUUUGAUUUCAUUGAAUUGCUUUAUUGAGUAAGUGACGAUUAAGCUAGAGAGUCAGUGAAUGUUUUUGAUAAAUUUUCAUAAUAACUUUAUUGCAAAAUAAUCGACUUAUAAAUGUUUGACUCUUGAAAUAAUAAGACUAGAAUAAUACUAGUAGUAAUAGUAAUAUUGGUACAGCCUUUGUGAGGAGCGUUGCCUACAUUCUCACUAUAACUGAUCUAAUAAAAAAUAUAGGCUACAAUUUUCAAAAAUGAAGAAAUACAUUAUUUUCAUGGAAAGAACUAUAAAGGAUGAUGAGCUAAACAUAUUGCUUGGUUUGUAACACCAUAGAAAGCUGGUAAACAAAAACUUAACUUUCUUGCCUUAAAAUACAAACAUAAUAAAGCUAAUAUAGUACAUAAAUCAGAUUUCUAUGCUUUGGACAGAUGCAAAAUAUACAGAUUGUUAUACAAUUGCAGUAAAGAAUUAACAUAGCUGUUAGAAAUUAGUGGUGACUAGGUUUUCUAUUGGGGAUGUGUUAUCACAAACCAGUCCCGAUAUGAAGGAUUAGCUACUCUCAGAACUUUGAUUCCGUUGGACCAAAUUGAUCUGAUAUUUCCUCUAGAUUCCAUAAUAGAUAUUGUGAAUAUAUAUUGCUCUUGUUACAAUUUAUAGCUUUUAGGUUGAACAAAUUCAACUCAGGAAUGCUUUCAAUUCAGAUUAUUUCCAGUUCAUCUACUCUUAUCUUCUUAUGAGAAUGAUGAAUUGGAAUCCUGUUUAUAAGGCUUAUUCCAUAUACUUGAUUAUUUAUUAGGAAACUUUUUCCAUUUUCAGUGGCAAUAAUCAAAAGUCAUUGAAAAUUAUAUCAUUUUUUAGUAGAUUCAACAUUAGAUAAUAUCAAAUAGCCGUAACUUUGUUUUUAUUACCAAACUCUACCUCUAUGAGUAGUGUUUAUUUCUCAACUCCUGAUUUAGAAUACUGCUUUAGAAUAAUGGUUGGAAAUGUAUAAUUAUUAGAGCACGAUGACUUUAUUUGAAGGAAUGUUUGAAAACAUAUUUACUACGAUAUCAAAACCAUUUUCUUGAUGUUCGAAUUCCGUUCUAAACUCAACUAAACUCUUCUUCAAAAGCUUCAGAAGGGAGAGACGUGAACAACCAAUUUUAUACUAUUUAAAUUAACAGAGUAUUGCUUAUUUCUUCCAAACUCCCUUGGACACUCAUUUAGUAACCAAACAUUUCUAGCAUUAAUAUUUGACUUCUCAGUCAUUAUAUUAAAUAUAACAUCACACUUAACAUAAUUAAUGGUGGAAAUUUUAUCACUUGAAUAUUUGAUAAAAUUUAAAAUAAUAUUUUUGAUGGUCAACUUGUCGACCCCACUGUAUCCAGUACCGACUAUUCCAUUAAGUAGCCUAUCAUUCUUACUCUCCUCUUCCAGAUCCUUUCUAGGAACAACCAUGUUUAACUUCCUUUAGAUCCCUUCCAGUUUAUUUAAGAUGGAUUCCAACAUAUCAGUGUACGUUCCAGUACAGUGAAUAUAAUAUUUCUCCGAGUUCCAAUAGGACAUAUUCAUAUUCUUAAAAUGUAUGAAUUCAGGGCUACUUACAUGUAUUUAUAAAAUAGAAUUUUAAUACCCUUUGAAAUUAAUACAAUAAGAAUACAAAUUAUAACUACUAGUUUCGGUGAUCACACCAUCGUCAGGUUUUAAAAAUAAAUUUCAAAUUAAUGUUUACUAAUUCAUAUUCGCUCGGUCCUGCUGAGUGUCAAUAGUCCUAUUAGAACUUAUUGGAACAAUAACUACAUUGCACCGUUUCACUAUCACUGUUAUAAAGGAAUCUAGCUU
This is a messenger RNA of Nilaparvata lugens (brown planthopper), 5298 nucleotides long. Its product is annotated as cytoplasmic dynein 1 intermediate chain. The record is from RefSeq and is a predicted model, not a curated record. Gene Ontology annotation, molecular function: dynein heavy chain binding; dynein light chain binding. Gene Ontology annotation, biological process: transport along microtubule. Lineage: Eukaryota; Metazoa; Arthropoda; Insecta; Hemiptera; Delphacidae. Gene Ontology annotation, cellular component: cytoplasmic dynein complex.